Messenger RNA from Colletotrichum destructivum, 2232 nucleotides. RefSeq names its product Putative alpha/beta hydrolase-1. The coding region runs from base 468 to 2081 and encodes 537 amino acids. The transcript has a single exon. The record is from RefSeq and is a predicted model, not a curated record. Lineage: Eukaryota; Fungi; Ascomycota; Sordariomycetes; Glomerellales; Glomerellaceae.
CCCAAACCGCGCAACCCCAACUCGGGUCGAGUCGCAUUGAAAUACCAGUGCUACACGUGGACUGAGUUACUAAUUACCUAGUGCACAACGAAAACCUUACCUUCUGGUGUGGUUACAUUACAACAGUCAUCAACUGGCAUUGGAAUUGAGUUGAUCCACAGACUCCGACCGAGGCUUUGCCUUGCCGUGUCGACAUCCCGAACGACGCCGGAACCCCUCUACGCCCAAUUUCGACCCCGCCAUCGUCAUCCGCCCCGCCCCGAGCUUCCCACGGAAGCCGAAGUCGCUUGUUCUUGUUCUUGUUCUCUCCCCCUUCGCCUGGAGUAACAUAACGUAACGUCAUUGUCGGAAGUCAGUCUCUCGACGGAUCUUCCUCUCUGGUUUUCUCAUUCCUCCAGUCGAUAUUGAUCCAGAACGCUUCAGCAUCACCGUCAGCACGAGCACGGCCGAUCGACACUAUCGACACCAUGGCGACCCCCGGAAUGCUCUACGUUACUAUGCAGCCGAAGCCUGACCUGGCUCUCGAGCAGUUCCACGAGUGGUACAACAACGAGCACGGCCCGACCCGCCUGCGUCUGCCCCAGAUCUUCACCAACGGCCUGCGAUACCGCGCCACCGACGGCCAGGAGCCGUCCUUCCUCGCCACCUACGACGUGACCUCCAUGUCGCUCCUCGAAACACCCACCUACACCACCCUCCGAGCGAACCGCUCUGCCCGCGAGGCCGAGACCAUUGGCCAGGUCGACGUCACGAGAUACUUUUACGACCUGGUCAUCGAGCAAAAGGCCCCUCUGUUCCUGCCCAUCGAGCAGCUCUCCGACAAGGAAGCCGAGGGCAUCGUGCUGGUCGCCGUCGAGACCACCCUGAGGGACGAGUCCGCCGAGCUUGAGUUCAAGAAGUGGUACGCGGAGGAACACAUCCCCAUGUUGACCAAGGUCCCCGGCUGGCUGAGGACUCGCCUCCUCAAGGUCUCGUCCAUUGGCGACGGAGCCGGAAGCAAGACCACCUACCUCGCACUGCACGACUACGCUCGCACCAACGGCCUGGGCGGUCCGGAGCACAAGGCCUCCGUGGCCACUGCCUGGGGUGCCGAGGUCGCCAAAAGCGUCACGGCCAAGAACCGACGCACCUACUCGCUCUUUUACGUCUUCGGACCCGCCCCUCGCGACCUGUCCAACCUGGCGAAGCUCCCGGCCUCGGCCAGCACGUUUACCGCCCCGGAUGGCAAGACCACGACCGUUCCCGGGACGGACGGGGCCAUCAGCUCCUACAUCACGGCCGAGGACCAGCUGUCGAUCCCCUAUAGGCUGGAGGGCAGCGCCAAGGACGAUGCGCCGACGGUGGCCUUCUGCAACUCGCUCCUGACCUCGCUGCACAUGUGGGAUCCGGUCGUGAAGCUGGUGAAGGAGCAGCGUCCCGACCUUCGCAUCCUGCGCUACGACACGCGCGGCCGCCACUCCAUCCCCGGCCCGCCCGUGCCGGCGACGCUGGAUUUGCUGGCGUCUGACCUGCGCACUGUGCUGGACGCGCUGCGCAUCCCCAAGCUGCACGCGCUGGUUGGAGUAUCGAUGGGCGGUGCGACGACGACCAACUUUGCUCUCAAGUACCCGAACCGGCUGAAGAAGUUCGUCGCCUGCGAUUUCAACGUGACGUCGAGCGCAGCCAACACGCAGGCGUGGAAAGACCGCAUCGCCGUGGCGGAGGAGGACGGCGGAGCGGGGAUCGCCAAGCUGGCCGAGCAGACCGUGGGCCGCUGGUUCCAUCCCGCAACGAUGGAGAAGGCGAGCGUCGUCAAGUCCAUGACGGAAAUGGUCGCCAGCAACAACGUUGAAGGGUUCAGGUACAGCUGCCAAGCGCUGUGGGACUAUGACCUCAAGCCGGCGCUCCCGUCCUGUCAGGUCCCCGGGCUGCUGGUCGUCGGCGACGGUGACGGCAAAGGCGCACUCGUCAAAGCAAUGGAAGGGUUCAAGGACCUGGUAGGAGACGGCGGGGCGGAGCUGAAGAUUGUGCCCAACGCUGGCCAUCUUCCCAUGUGGGAAGACCCUGCCGCAUUUUGGGAGGCCAUCCAGGGAUUCCUGUAAUGUAGGCGACUGCUCCUGUUGGUGGCAGGUAGGUGCCCUGAAAGAGGAAGCGGUUGAUAAAAAGGCUCCCUGAUUCAAUACUUCAAUCAAACCGUAUUAUGUCUAUACACAUAUAUAUAGAUAGAUAUAUAGACAUGUAUAUAUCACAAAC